Molecule: messenger RNA, 255 nt
Organism: Morchella importuna
Lineage: Eukaryota; Fungi; Ascomycota; Pezizomycetes; Pezizales; Morchellaceae
Exons: 4
Coding region: 1-255 (84 amino acids)
Source: RefSeq, a predicted model, not a curated record
AUGCUGGCCGGCCCUCCACCGAGCGGAACCCGAGGGCCCGGAAUCCACAUAUAUUCGAGGGCAAUGGUUGGUAGAUGCACUUUUCUGAGUGAGAAUAUUGAUAUAUUUCAAGUAAUCAACAGAGCUAGAAUAAAGGCUCGGUCGAUGAGAUUACAGGAGACUAUUUUACGUGCCCCCAGGAGUUCCUUUUCAUACGAGAGGAACGUAGGGGUCACUCGACAUCUAGCUCCUGCUGAUACGUACGACGUCGCGUGA